AUGCCCAUAGAACCGAAUGAUGUCCCGCGAUUGCCCGAAGCUGGAGCCACACAAAAACCCUCCGACACGGCCGAUCACCAAAGAUUCGACGAGAUGUUGGUUCAUUUGACGCCGCUCGGAUGCACAGUGCCUUACAAUGCCGUUUACGACUCAAAUGGGAAUAUCUGGGUGGCCGGAAAAGGUGGUCUCUUCAAGAUUUGUGGCCAACGAAACCAUCUACUAUGGUCGCAAAAAAACGAUUUCCCAAAGAGACAAGCCGCCUACUCUCAAGUCAUCAUCCACAAGGAUUCAAUCGUCUACACGAUGGCCGAUGACAACUCGAAACUCACCGAAUUUCGUAUCCUCGAUCUGAAUGGAGAAAAGAAGCACGAGCAAUUCAUUGAUGGACUUGUCCAGAGCCUUGUCAUCUCGCCAAAUGGAACAAUGUACAUUUCCAAACAACUACAAGGAGAGGACUCGAUUGUUUUCAAAACAUCGUUUGACUCACCGUUAGGUUGGGAAGAGCUGUGCUCCGAUGAUGAGAUGGCUUUUCAGGCUUUAUGUAUCUACGAUGAUUCGUUGCUCAUUGCUGCUUGUGCCCAAAUACCCGUCAACAUGUAUAGCAAACAAUGUCUCAAAUGGAUUAACGCGGAUUCGGGAAAAGUGAUCAAGAAAGUCUCUACUGAAGGGAAAAACGACGGAGAGAUUUUUUUCCCACGAAAAAUGCACAGAUCCCAAGACGAUAUCCUGUUAGUCGAUAAAACGGGUCGUUUCAUAAAGUUCGACAAAAAUGGGCAAUUUUUAGAAAACUCCGCUCAAGUUGACGCCUAUUUGGUGAACGGAUUUUGUUUACGAGGAAAUGAAGAGGCAACGAUCGUUUGUAGUGGAGUUGUACAAGAUGAGCAAAAACGGACUCUUUGUGAUGAUUGGUUGGAAGAGAUUCGCGUAGAUGGGAAAUCAAAAUGGCGAAAAAAG
Molecule: messenger RNA, 954 nt
Organism: Mesorhabditis belari
Lineage: Eukaryota; Metazoa; Nematoda; Chromadorea; Rhabditida; Rhabditidae
Source: the annotation of a GenBank genome assembly